AUGUCUUAUGAAAAAGAGUUGUUGGUGGCACAGCUUGCCGUGCAGAGAGCCUCUAUUUUAACACAGAAGGUGUUCCACGAGAAAGCCAAAGGAACACUAUCGAAAGAUGAUUUCUCCCCCGUUACAAAGGGAGAUUUCGGUGCCCAGGCUUUGAUUAUCCAGGCUAUACGUGCAAAUUUCCCGGAAGAUGAGAUUGUGGCAGAAGAGGAGGCAAGUUCCCUUCGUGAGAACGAGGGUCUGAAAAACGAAAUGUGGAAUCUUGUCAGAGAUAUCAAACUGGAUGACAAGGAGAGCGAUCGAAUCAUUGGUGGCCCCUUAAAAGAUGAAAAUGAAAUGCUUGAGGCACUUGACGGUGGCCAGAGCCCAGGAGGACCAACAGGCAGAAUAUGGGCCUUGGACCCCAUUGACGGAACGAAGGGUUUCCUUCGGGGGGGACAGUAUGCUGUAUGUCUCGGUUUGAUUGAGAACGGUGACGUUAAAGUUGGCGUGAUUGGAUGUCCCAACCUUCCCCUGUCCGACUCUGCACCACUCUCGGCGGAAAUUGGCCAAUCUGGCUCUGCUGGUUCAGAGACCGGUGUUCUUUUCUCCGCAGUUAGAGGUCAGGGAGCUACCAGUCGCCCGCUCUCUCAGGGCGGACUCCAGGAGGGUAAACCAAUCUCCAUGAAGCCAGUCAAAGAUAUUACCCAGGCCUGCUUCUGUGAGGGAGUGGAGGCCGGCCACUCUGCUCAAGAUGACAAUGCAGAAGUGGCCAGGCGACUUGGGAUUACUGGGCCUAGUGUACGGUUGGAUUCUCAAGCCAAAUAUUGUUCCAUUGCUCGCGGCGCUGGCGAUAUUUACCUCAGAUUACCUGUCCGCGCUGACUAUGACGAGAAAAUUUGGGAUCACGCCGCUGGUGACUUGAUCGUGAGGGAGGCUGGUGGUGAAGUUACCGAUAUCACUGGUAAACGAUUGGACUUCACCAAGGGAAGGAAAUUGAUAGCCAACAAAGGUGUCGUGGCAGCCCCGCAGUCAAUUUUCGGGCAAGUCAUCGACGCUGUUCGUGCCGUAUAUGCUGCCAAAAUCUGA
Messenger RNA from Ophidiomyces ophidiicola, 1065 nucleotides. RefSeq names its product 3'(2'),5'-bisphosphate nucleotidase (gene MET22). Lineage: Eukaryota; Fungi; Ascomycota; Eurotiomycetes; Onygenales; Onygenaceae. Gene Ontology annotation, biological process: sulfate assimilation; phosphatidylinositol phosphate biosynthetic process. The record is from RefSeq and is a predicted model, not a curated record. Gene Ontology annotation, molecular function: 3'(2'),5'-bisphosphate nucleotidase activity. The transcript has a single exon. Bases 1 to 1065 code for a protein of 354 amino acids.